CUUGCCUUCGUCAGUUGAGUCUUUGACACAUGAAGUCGUUCUCGAUCUUGGCGAUCCUUCUUGCGGCAGUCGCCGCCACCACCACCACCACUGCGGCGCCGUCCACAUCCACUGCAUGCACGGAAGCACAGUACCAGGUCGUGGACUCCGCGUCCAAGUCGAGCUGGUACCAUGGGUUGUGUGCGUUGAGCAUUGGAGUGUCCCGUGAAGCGCUGGACUCGCACCAAGUGCUUUCGGAGGAAGCGGAAGCCAAGUUUGCCGAGUCCACGACCUGCAAGUGGCUGUACGGCGACAUUCGAAAGGCCGCCGCGACCCAGCAAUGCUACGAACUCGACUUGAUCGCGCACCACAUCACGUGGCCGAUGGUCGUGGCGUUGAUGGACGUCGAAUCGUACCCCAAGGUGAACGACACCAAGUGCUCCAAGGUGCAGCUCACGUCUGCAUUUGCUGGCCUCGCGCUCCAACCCAACUUCUACAGCUGCAUCGGCACGUCGUCCAAGGACCUGUUCACGGUACCCGACCACGCCCGCGUCGACGCCUUCCGAGCCAACCCAAGCUGCGCCGACCUGUUCGUCCAACUCCAAGAGGUCGUCGAAACUCAGCCGCACUGCGCCAUUGAUAACAAAGGCACGGACAUCCACGUCCUCACCAAACUCAACUGGAACGUGACGCUGGACUGGCUCGCCAUCCUCGGCAACGCCACCACCGCGCCGGGCGUCCCCGGCGCGGUCAAGUUUGCCGCCUCAUCUGUGCACCCGUCGUCGCAGAAUGUGACGGGGUGGCUCACUGCAACUCUCGCGGGUGUCGGGGUCGCGGUACUGGCGGUGGUGGUGCUCAAGAAGCGUCGCGCGACCGCCGCGGCGGCCGCCAAGCGUAGCGAAGAGCGGAUUAAGCUGCUGCGCGUGUAGAUCUAUCUGCAUCAACCAUGAUAUGUAAUAACCAUCGAGAGUAAGAAGCAGUGGGUGGUGCACUAGUCUGGACACCGGGUUCCACAAACACGACAAAGCCGUUUCCAUACACUAUAUUAGUGUGGCUUACACUAAUAAGGCACCGUGGCAUCCUGCACACUAAUAAUGGUCGGAUCG
Aphanomyces astaci is the source of this 1085-nucleotide messenger RNA. RefSeq lists its product as hypothetical. The transcript has a single exon. The record is from RefSeq and is a predicted model, not a curated record. Bases 30 to 908 code for a protein of 292 amino acids. NCBI's taxonomy places the organism in Eukaryota, Oomycota, Saprolegniomycetes, Saprolegniales, Verrucalvaceae.